AUGGAUUUGCGGGAAGCAGUAGAGCGUUUGAGACGCAUUGCAGCAAGAAGUAUGGAUGAUGAUCGUUUGCAAAUCGUGGAGAUCGCUGAUGACGAGGACUCACGUGAAGCUUUUGCACGUCCUCCUGAAAGUGACGAAAACGAAGAACAAGAUGAUAUGCUUGCGGCAGUUUUAAACGAACUUGUGGAUCGAACUUGUGAAUCACAUACGACCAGUCGUGAACUAAUCACAGAACCACUACGCCGACCAGUCAGCGUACUGGCAGAGCCACGUCGUGUUCCUCCCUUACGUUUACGUCUUCCUCGAAGUCGUGAGCAAAGGAAGCGUUGUUCUGGCAGAAGGCAUGCAUAUUCUCCACCAUUGCCCGGUGUUCGAUCGCUACAAGUGGAACAAAAGAAAAAGCGCGCAGCUGAACUGUCAGUGAGUUCGAGCAGGGAUUCAGGAAGACUUUUUAAAAGGUACUGCGUACUGAAAUGUUUCCCUUCUCACAUAAAUGUGUGUUGGUAUGAGUUGUUUGCCACAGGAAAUUCGAUAGUGGCGAGGAUAUCUGUGAAGCUAUGUGGCCUGCGGCAUCCCUAGUU
Molecule: messenger RNA, 581 nt
Organism: Gongylonema pulchrum
Lineage: Eukaryota; Metazoa; Nematoda; Chromadorea; Rhabditida; Gongylonematidae
Source: the annotation of a GenBank genome assembly